Messenger RNA from Phacochoerus africanus (Common warthog), 1538 nucleotides. RefSeq names its product G protein-coupled receptor 84 (gene GPR84). NCBI's taxonomy places the organism in Eukaryota, Metazoa, Chordata, Mammalia, Artiodactyla, Suidae. Gene Ontology annotation, cellular component: membrane. The record is from RefSeq and is a predicted model, not a curated record. Gene Ontology annotation, molecular function: urotensin II receptor activity. Gene Ontology annotation, biological process: neuropeptide signaling pathway. The coding region runs from base 136 to 1326 and encodes 396 amino acids. The transcript has 2 exons.
GGAGACAUGAGAGCAGAGCACCUCCGGUUUGAAGCCUGUCUGCUCACAAGUAAGAACUGCUCUUUGAGUGAGCUGGACUUUUUUCAACUCUCUUUCUUGAGAGAAAUUUAAAGACUGGGAGACUCAGUCUCCAUCAUGUGGAACACCUCUGAUGCCAACUUCUCCUGCUACCAUGAGUCUGUGAUAGGCUAUCGUUAUGUAGCAGUUAUCUGGGGGGUGGUGGUGGCUGUGACGGGCACCGUGGGCAACGUGCUCACCCUGCUGGCCUUGGCCAUCCAGCCCAAGCUCCGUACCCGCUUCAACCUGCUCAUCGCCAACCUCACAGUGGCCGAUCUGCUCUACUGCACCCUUCUCCAGCCCUUCUCUGUAGACACCUACCUCCACCUGCACUGGCGCACGGGUGCCACCUUCUGCAGGGUCUUUGGACUCCUCCUUUUUGCGUCCAACUCUGUCUCCAUCCUCACCCUCUGCCUCAUCGCCCUGGGACGCUACCUCCUCAUUGCCCACCCAAAGCUCUUUCCCCAAGUUUUCAGUGCCAAGGGCAUAGUGCUGGCCCUGGUGAGCACCUGGGUGGUGGGUGUGGGCAGCUUUGCUCCCCUCUGGCAGAUCUAUAUCUUGGUGCCUGUAGUCUGCACCUGCAGCUUUGACCGCAUUCGAGGUCGACCCUACACCACCAUCCUCAUGGGCAUCUACUUUGUGGUUGGGCUCAGCAGUGUCGGCAUCUUCUACUGCCUCAUCCACCGCCAGGUAAAGCAGGCAGCGCAGGCUCUGGAUCAGUACAAGCUGCGCCAAGCAAGCAUCCGCUCCAACCAUGUGGCCGGGACAGAUGAAGCCAUGCCUGGUCGUUUUCAGGAGUUGGACAGCGGGCUGGCAUCGGGAGGGCCCAGCGAGAAGAUUUCAUCUGAGCCAGUCAGUACUACCACCACCCACACCCUGGAAGGGGACUCAUCAGAAGUGGGGGACCAGAGCAACAGCAAGGCCGCUAAGCAGAUGGUAGAGACAAGCCCUCCAGGAGUGCCUGCCAAUGCCAGGCCAACUAAAGUAGCCCUGAAAACUCAGAAUUCUCCAUCAGAGUUUGGGAAGGUGACUCGGAUGUGUUUUGCUGUGUUCCUCUGUUUUGCCCUGAGCUACAUCCCCUUCCUGCUGCUCAACAUCCUGGAUGCCAAGGUCCAGGCUCCCCGGGUUGUCCACAUGCUUGCUGCCAACCUCACCUGGCUCAAUGGUUGCAUCAACCCUGUGCUCUAUGCAGCCAUGAACCGCCAGUUCCGCCAAGCCUACAGCUCCCUCCUAAAACAAGGGCCCCAGAGUUUCCGUAGGUUCUAUUAGAACCGUACCCCCAGUCACCAGAAUCUGGUAUCUCCUCCAGAACUAAAGUGGGCAGCCAUUAUGGGAGUAGAUGAAAGUGAGCCCUGUGGGCAUUUUCACAGAAACCUCCCCCAAACCCCUAAACCAGGCCUCUCCAUUCCUUGCUCAACAUUCCAGCCUUAGGAUGCCCAAGGUGCAUCAAUAAUUAUUAAUAAAAAUUAUUAUUAUUAUUA